Molecule: messenger RNA, 1183 nt
Organism: Schistosoma spindalis
Lineage: Eukaryota; Metazoa; Platyhelminthes; Trematoda; Strigeidida; Schistosomatidae
Source: the annotation of a GenBank genome assembly
CGUCUAUUAUGAAUCAAGGACGCGGUAAGGUGUACGGUCUUAGUUUCCCAACUAGAAAGCCUAAGAACGAAAUAAAGGUUCCGUUAAAUGAUGUUUUCAACGAAGAAUCCGAUAAAGAGGAGAACUACAAAGAACUUAAACCAGCCGAUUAUUCGCAAACGACUUGCAUAGCUCAGAAUAGGAUUAAUCGAAAAGUAAAAACAGAGCUAGAAAAAGCUUUCGAGGAAGAUCCAUCAGUAUUCCAAUACGAUGAGUAUUUGGACGAUAUACACGAUAAAAAAGCGGAGGAUAUUUCUAAAAGAAUCGUCAAAACAUCUAAAUAUGUUGGCAGACUUAUAAAGGCAUCCAAUGAGCGCAAACUUGAGAGAGAGCUAUGUGUUGAACGGAAAGCUCAGAAGCAAAUUGAAGCAGAAUCUGAUUUGUUUAACAAUAAGGAGUCAUUCGUUACCUCAGCGUACAAAAGUAAAUUAAGUGAACUUCGCGCACUCGUGGAAAAACGCAAGGAAGAAGAAAAAAGAGAGAAAGUUAUGGAUGUUUGCAAACAAGAUGGUUUAGGGGGAUUUUACCGGUUUAUGUUUGAUAAUCAAGAUAAAACAUCUGCGGGAUACUCAGAGGAAUGCCAACAUCGCACUACAAGCAAAGAAGAUUGUCUGGAAGCAGACUCUAACUCUGCAUCUACAAUUAAAAAACAAACUGUAAAAGCACAUACAAAGGAAAAGACUGAUGAUAAUAAUAAUAGUAACAAAAAUGUAUCAUCGCCUUCACCAAAUAAAGCUUUUCCUAACUGUGAUGAUGAUAAUGUAACCGAAACUGAUCGUAAAGAUGAUAAAACAAGAGUCUCUCAUCAACCAAAGAAAGAUUUAGAUACUUAUUUAAAUAAAAAGAAUCAAAAAAUACCUGGAAUAAUAACAGCUCGUUUACGAGUAACUACUGAUGAAGAAUUAACUGCUGCACGUCAACGUUAUCUAGAUAGAAAAGCAGCUGGAAUACAUGCAGUUAUAGUUGAAUCCGAUUAAUUAUUUGAUUAAAUGUUGUUCUUCUCAUUUGUUUUUUCUUUGUAUAUGAAUUCAUAUUUUUAUAUUAUGGGAAAUAAUCUUUAAAUUGGGGAAAAAUCUACCUUGGUAACAAUCCCUGUUUAAUAUCGAUGAACUGAGAAUUGAUAUUAUUAUUAUUAUUAUUGUUA